AUGUCUUUUACGUCGAUCCCCAUCCUCGACCUUCACCUGGCGCGGGAUCCAGCGACCAAGGCAGAGUUUCUCACGCAGCUUCGUCAUGCCCUCAUGGAAGUUGGGUUUCUGUACCUCAAAAAUGUCGGCAUCUCAGAUGAGCUUGUCCAAAAGGUCAUUGAGCACGGUAAAGCGUUUUUCGAUAUCCCUCUGGAAGAAAAAUUGAAGAUUGAAAUGAAAAACGCACCGUCAUUUUUAGGAUACUCGCAGCUAUCGGCUGAAAUUACAGCGGGAGAAGUCGACCACAGAGAACAAAUCGAUCUCUCUACGGAGCAUCCCGUGGCCACCCCGGAUCAGCCGAGAUACUACAACCUAUUCGCCCCAAAUCAGUGGCCGGCGGAGAACGCCGCGCCUGGAUUCCGCAGCACAUACACUGACUAUAUGAAGCAAAUGGGUGCCAUAUCGCUCUACUUUACGUCCCUUAUAGCAGAAGCCAUUGAGCUCCCCAGCAACGCCUUUGACAAGUACUUUGAUGAGGAUCAACAGCACAAGCUCAAGAUUGUCAAAUACCCGGAUCUCUCUGAGCUGGGAUUCCCCAAAGAUGUUCAAGGACAAGGUGUUGGUCCGCAUAAAGACAGUAUGCUCACAUCCUACCUCCUACAGGCGACUCAGCAUCGCGGCCUCCAGGUGCAGAAUGUACAGGGCCAGUGGAUCGACUGCCCUCCCAUUGAUGGAACUCUGGUAGUCGCAAUUGGCCAAGGUAUGGAGGCUUUAACAAAAGGCACAUGUGUCUCUACGACACACCGAGUUCUGUCGCCGCCCGCUGGAUCAGGAGCACGGUUCUCGAUCCCUUUCUUCCAGGGUGUCAAGUUUGAUGCUGACUUUGACGAACUGGAGAGUGUUGGUGUGGGAGAGGUCCCCGAGGCGGUUCGGGCUCAGAGGCGAGCUGUGAUUGAACGAGCUGGAGGUCGCAUAGACGAUGUCGAAUUCACAUUCCGUAAGGGAGAUGUAGCCAAGACCCUCGGCGAGGCAACACUACGCAACAGAGUCAAGAGCCAUCCAGACGUAGGCGAGCGAUGGUAUCCAGACAUUCUCGCCAAAAUCCGAGAAGAGCAGGCUCUCAAGGCCAAAGAGGCUGCUGCUGCGACUCCCGCAACUGUCGAGGCGCAUUGA
[Torrubiella] hemipterigena is the source of this 1152-nucleotide messenger RNA. Lineage: Eukaryota; Fungi; Ascomycota; Sordariomycetes; Hypocreales; Clavicipitaceae. The record is from the annotation of a GenBank genome assembly.